Molecule: messenger RNA, 745 nt
Organism: Lactuca sativa (garden lettuce)
Lineage: Eukaryota; Viridiplantae; Streptophyta; Magnoliopsida; Asterales; Asteraceae
Product: myosin-G heavy chain-like protein
Cellular component (GO): chloroplast
Source: RefSeq, a predicted model, not a curated record
ACAAUAUCCAGGAAAAAGACAAUACAGAAAAAAAAGGUAAACAUACAAGAAUUCAUAAGCACCGGAACGCAAAGGUAGGGUGGACUGGUUGUUAUCGUUUACAAUGGCAUUAAUGAACUACACUACUUCCAGGGUCUGUAUUCAUCCCAAGUAUUCAUUUCUCAUCCCUCACAAAACUAAACAAAUCUUCCCCUUAAAUUUCUCAUCUGUAACGGUGGCUGCUCUCUCGGAAAAGGGUACAGACGGAAGCAUCGGGGAGGACGAUCGUCGUAACAGUUCAGCUUCACCUUCUGCUCGAACACAGAUCGAUCUCUUGGAUCAACUCAGCGCAAGUACAUCUUCUAGUGGUUACACAAGUGAUGGAAACUAUGUAGAACUUACACUCCGUGAAAAGCUCAUUGAGUUGGUAGGUGAUCGGGAUGACGAUUUUACCCUCCGAUUGGGGAAAAAGUUAAAAGUGCCAAAGCUUUUAACCGUGUCACAAAAGAGAAAUAUAAAAAGGCAAGCUUAUUUAAAUGAAGUGUCACGAAGAAACGAUACAAAUUUCUUUGCGAUCAUUGGAGCAUUUGUGCUUUUGCCUCCUUUAAUCAUAUUAGGUGUUGCGAUUGCAACGGGUUAUGUACAACUUUUUCCUUGAUACGUAUUUGAAACUGUGUAUAGAAUUUGAAGCAAUGAUGCUUUAUAAAUUGUGUGGUAUACAGUUAAAAGUUGUUGAAGUUAUAUGGAAAUAUGUUUGUUUCUUGCA